This is a messenger RNA of Dendrobium catenatum, 3897 nucleotides long. RefSeq names its product LRR receptor-like serine/threonine-protein kinase ERECTA. Gene Ontology annotation, biological process: protein phosphorylation. The coding region runs from base 683 to 3646 and encodes 987 amino acids. Gene Ontology annotation, molecular function: receptor serine/threonine kinase binding; ATP binding; protein kinase activity. The transcript is spliced from 27 exons. Lineage: Eukaryota; Viridiplantae; Streptophyta; Magnoliopsida; Asparagales; Orchidaceae. The record is from RefSeq and is a predicted model, not a curated record.
AUCGUACAAGCCAUCUGGACCACCUGGUUAGAUCUGCAGAUAAACACACACCACUCCUUUCAUUUCUAGUAGAAGUCACGCGCAGAAGGCUUAUGUUCUACAGCACCACUAAAAUAAUAAGCUGUGUGAUUAUCGAAUUCCUUGUAGUUACUAGAUGGUAGAUACCAGGGAGAGUGGAAGCUGAAAAGGCUCAAGCUCUGCCACUCUCUGCUAUGCUCCAUACCUGCAUCUUCACCUUUCUUUAUAAAGAAAGAUUAACUAUGUGAGAGAAACUUAUACCUCCUUUUUACAGAAGAGAUAGAAAGAGAGAGAAGCAGGGAGAGUUGAAGAAGGGAGAGAAACAUAGAGAGGCACAUGGAGUUGUGGGCAAGGAGGAAUGAGCCCAAUAGAACCCUGUGAAUCCAGAAUGCAAAAGGCGCAUGUAGCGAUACCUCCUUAGAGGAAAAUGAUGAAGAGGACUCCUAAAAGAGAGAACUUCAAAGAGAACUCUUUAGUCUUUAGAGGAAAAAUAGAGUUCUAGAGUGAGGAAGAGCAAAGAAAGGGGGAGUUUUGGGUUCUAUAAGAGACGGACACUGUCAAGCUGAUGUGACAAGAAGUGCCUCUUUCGGAUUCUUCUCAAGAGCGCCAUUGAGGUUUCUGCCCCGCAAUGCUUUACCUUUAUUGCGUUUCAUCUCAGUGAGCAAUGGAGGGCGAGAGGGUUGUGUUAGGUAUUGUUCUUGCUUUGCUUCUCGCUGAGGGCUUCUGCUUCGCUGGCGGCGGGAAAACGCCUGUGAACGACGGAUCAACAUUAUUAGAAAUCAAGAAAUUGUUUAGCAAUGUUGAUGACAUUCUGUAUGAUUGGACCAACGCAACAUCCUCAGACUUUUGCUCUUGGAGAGGAAUCACUUGUGACAGCUUAAAUCUUGAUGUCCUUUCACUCAACCUGUCUGGCUUAAACCUUGAUGGGGAGAUCUCAUCAGCAAUUGGGAAUCUCAAAAGCCUCAUCUCAAUUGACCUAAAAUCCAACCGGCUCUCUGGCCAAAUUCCAGAUGAGAUUGGUGAUUGCUCUUCAUUGAAGAUAUUGGAUUUGUCAUCUAAUAACAUCCAUGGAGAUAUACCAUUUUCCAUAUCAAAAUUAAAGAAAUUGGAGACCCUAAUUUUGAAGAGCAACCAGUUGUCAGGACCCAUCCCCUCAACCCUUUCUCAAAUUCCUAAUUUGAAAAUUUUGGACCUGGCGCAGAACAAUUUGAGUGGAGAAAUACCCAGGCUUAUUUACUGGAAUGAAGUGUUGCAGUACCUUGGAUUGAGAGGAAACAAUUUGGAUGGAAGCCUUUCUCCUGAUAUGUGCCAGUUGACAGGGCUGUGGUACUUUGAUGUAAAGAACAAUAGCCUAACUGGGAGCAUACCUCAAAGUAUCGGUAACUGUACAAGCUUUCAAGUUUUGGAUUUGUCAUACAAUCAAUUUACUGGAGAGAUUCCCUUCAAUAUUGGGUUUUUGCAAGUAGCUACUUUAUCAUUGCAAAAUAACAAGUUUACAGGACCCAUUCCUUCUGUUAUUGGGCUAAUGCAAGCUCUUGCAGUUCUAGAUCUGAGUUGUAACCUCCUAAGUGGACCAAUUCCUCCAAUAUUGGGUAACUUGACAUACACUGAGAAGCUGUACUUGCAGGGAAAUAAAUUGACCGGGUUAAUUCCACCUGAGCUUGGUAACAUGACAAGGCUGCAUUACUUGGAAAUAAAUGAUAACCAGCUUAUGGGGUGCAUUCCAACUGAACUUGGGAAGCUAACAGACUUAUUCGACCUGAACAUUGCGAACAAUUAUCUCGAAGGGCCAAUUCCUGACAACUUGAGCUCCUGUUUGAACUUGAAUAGCUUGAAUGCUCAUGGUAACAAGCUCAAUGGUACCAUCCCACGCUCAUUUAAGAAUCUGGAGAGCAUGACAUAUUUAAAUCUAUCAGCAAAUAACCUGAAGGGUCCCAUACCUAUUGAACUAUCAAGAAUUGGGAACCUGGAUACACUUGACAUAUCAUCUAAUCUGAUCAGUGGCCCGAUUCCUUCCUCCAUUGGUGAUCUGGAACAUCUUCUCAAACUAAAUUUGAGCAACAAUUAUCUUUUUGGUUACAUACCGCCGGAACUCGGAAACUUGAGGAGUAUCAUGGAGAUUGAUCUAUCAAGCAAUCAUCUCUCUGGUUUGAUUCCCCAGGAAUUUGGAUUGCUACAAAAUCUCAUGCUGUUGAGAAUCGAACACAACAAUUUAUCUGGUGAUAUAAUGUUUCUAACCAACUGCCUCAGCCUUUCUGUUCUAAAUGUUUCCUACAACAAUUUGGUUGGAGAUGUCCCAACUUCCGAUAACUUUUCCCGAUUCUCGCCCCAAAGCUUUAUAGGUAAUCCUGGUCUAUGUGGCUAUUGGCCUGGUUCACAGUGUCAUUUCUCUAAAGCACCAGAGAAAACGACGAUUUCCAAAGCUGCGAUUUUGGGAAUUGCUUUGGGAGGUCUAGUCAUCCUUCUAAUGAUUUUGUUUGCCGCAUGCAAACCACACAAUCCGCCAUCAUUUUCUGAUAGCCCCUUGCAUAAACCAGUUUCUAAUGUUUCGCCAAAACUAGUGAUCCUACACAUGAACAUGGCACUUCAUCUCUAUGAUGAUGUGAUGAGAAUGACUGAGAACUUAAGUGAGAAAUAUAUCAUAGGAUAUGGAGCGUCAAGCACAGUUUAUAAGUGUGUGCUUAAGAACUGCAGGCCAGUAGCCAUCAAGCGGCUCUACUCGCAUUACCCCCAAAGCGUCAAGGAAUUUGAGACGGAAUUGGAGACGAUAGGAAGCAUCAAACAUCGAAAUUUAGUUAGCCUCCAAGGAUACUCCUUAUCGCCUUUCGGUAACCUCCUCUUUUAUGACUAUAUGGAGAAUGGAAGCCUCUGGGAUCUUCUCCAUGGUCCUUUGAAGAAGAAAAAGCUUGACUGGGAAACAAGGUUGCAAAUAGCCUGUGGAGCAGCCCAAGGGCUGGCUUAUCUUCACCAUGACUGCAGUCCCCGGAUCAUUCACAGGGAUGUUAAGUCUUCAAAUAUCCUUCUAGACAAAGAUUUUGAGGCUCAUCUCACUGAUUUUGGUAUAGCUAAGAGCUUGUGUGUAAACAAGGCACACACAUCCACUUAUGUGAUGGGUACAAUCGGCUAUAUUGAUCCUGAGUAUGCCAGGACUUCCCGUCUCAAUGAGAAAUCUGAUGUUUACAGCUAUGGAAUUGUCCUUCUUGAGCUCCUCACUGGGAAGAAGGCAGUGGACAAUGAAUGCAACCUGCACCAGCUGAUCCUGGCUAAGGCCGCAAAUAAUGCAGUGAUGGAGACCGUCGAACCGGAUAUUACUGCCUCUUGCAGUGAUCUUGGUGCCAUAAAGAAAGUUUUCCAGUUAGCUCUCCUCUGCACCAAGAAGCAGCCCUCCGAUCGACCAACCAUGCAUGAGGUGGCUCGUGUACUAAGCUGCCUCGUCACACCGAAUCUGCCUCGAGCAGCAAAGCCGCCACCUUUGCAGUCCUCACUGCCAUCAACUUUGCCCAGCUACAUCAAUGAGUAUGCAUCCCUCAAGAACACUGCUGCUCUGACCUGUAAUGCCUCGCAAAGUUCCUCCGAUGCCCAGCUCUUCCUAAAGUUUGGUGAAGUGAUUUCUCAGAAUACUGAGUAAAGAAAGGUGUAAAAUCAUGGCUGUGAACUUUUUUUGGCUUCCUCUUGUAAUUCUACUUUAGAGAGGGCAGCAAUGCAGGCUAGUAUUUCUGUGAAGUAGAAGAUUGAUUAGUCAGUAGUGUAUGUAGUUGUUAUAAAUUUAUGCCAUUUUCUAGCUCAAUUGAAGUUCUCAAACCAAAUCAAAGAUCCGACUAAUGAGGUUGGCUUAGCUAAUCACAUUGAUAUAUACAGCCACGCACGGAAUGUUUUUAA